AGUUCACAUCCAUCCUAUCUUUUUAUCUUCACGAGUAACAGCAGUAUUUUUUGAAUAACUCUACUUACGACACAGGAGUUGUUGCCAUUAUGUGCCAGCAGUAGGGGCAAGAAGUCUUUAAGGUCACUUGGUUACAAGGGGAAUGGAAACGUCUUCUCUCGUGAAAGAUUGUGAGAUCGACAGCGUCUACACUAAUUCAUAUCGUGAAGUCGACUGUACCACUUCCAAUAGUAUUUAACAUUUAUGGCACGAUGAGGAGGUUUCAAACACAGGUGCCAGGACUCAUGCUGGACUUAUGCUAGACGUGUCGACAUACCACUGGAGUCCUGGAUUACAGGGUGGUAUUCUUCUCCUCCAUUCAAUUUCAAAUCGAGAUACAUUCACAUCAUAUCGAGCCUUUGAUACAAGUGAGUUACAUCUUGGUAUGUUUUUAGAGCUGCAGUCGUGCUAAAUAUUUGUGCAAGCGCUUUCUCGACAUCGAGACCCACGAAUCUAUCUCCGCAUUAAAUGUCUGUCUGGCUACUUUCUAGUUUUCCCCUCACCUUCUUACUUCGAAGCAUCACAUAAUUUAAGUAAUGCCGCUCUCACUACCAAUCGAACCUUUUUCUUUCUCCCUAUUUGUUGGGGCGUAAGGUUUUAACGCCUUCAUACCGAGCUCAAAACUUUUCUCUUCUGAUAUAUAUAUGAAUGGAUCUUUGAUAGAUUCAGUCGUUGUUGGACCUCACUCAACCCUAUUUAAUCAGCUUCUCAGAUCAUAGCUUGAUGGGAAUGACAACUAUCGGCCUCUUUUAGCAGCGUCUGCUCAAUUAUCAAACUUA
Molecule: messenger RNA, 818 nt
Organism: Sclerotinia trifoliorum
Lineage: Eukaryota; Fungi; Ascomycota; Leotiomycetes; Helotiales; Sclerotiniaceae
Source: the annotation of a GenBank genome assembly